Messenger RNA from Lucilia cuprina (Australian sheep blowfly), 3236 nucleotides. RefSeq names its product beta-1,4-mannosyltransferase egh. The record is from RefSeq and is a predicted model, not a curated record. Gene Ontology annotation, molecular function: beta-1,4-mannosyltransferase activity. Bases 1337 to 2710 code for a protein of 457 amino acids. Lineage: Eukaryota; Metazoa; Arthropoda; Insecta; Diptera; Calliphoridae. The transcript is spliced from 3 exons. Gene Ontology annotation, cellular component: cytoplasm.
AGUUGUCAUUCGAUUUUGUGCUCUCGAUUGCUUCGGCCGUGGCGUUGUUUAACUUAAUUUUAAAAAAGAAAUAAAGAAAAACAAAAUAUAAUUAGCUCGCAUACAAUUUAUAGUAUAUAUUUAUAAUAACAAAAUAAUAUUAAAUAAAUCUUUUGUAUGAAUAAAGCUUAAAUUAAUAAAAUACAAAAAAGUUCAUUAGCCCGGCCAAAGCAAAAAAGAAAAAAUUGCAUACACAAAGUGUGAGUGAGUAGGAAGCGAAAAGUGAAAAAUCGAUCGAUUAGGCUUGUGACCGACCAUCUAACCAACAAAAAUUUAGUGUAGAAAAAUUAUUUAAAAGCGACGAGUGUUUAUAAACGAAUAUAAUAAGAAAAAAAUAAAAUAAUUAGAACAGUGCCGGGUGUUAACGUUUAUCAGUUUUUUACAUUUAACAAAAUUUGUAUAAUUAACACAAAAAAUAGCUCAAAUAUUAUACAAACAUAUACUAAAAGUGUUGAAAAGUCAAAUAACAACAACUACAAAAAUAGCAAACACUUUACCAACAAUGCAGCAUUAAAACAAAAGGAAAAGAGAAAAACAAAAAACGCACAUAUUGCACUAACAUUUAAUUGUAUACAAAAGGAAACAUAACGACAUAUUAUUGUUUGUUUUUGUAACUUUAUUUUUUAAUAGGCGCCAAGCAUCACACCCUUCAACCCGACCGUCCAUCAUAAUCGAUUCAUUAUAAACACGACACUUCAAACAAAACACAAAAUAAAUCAAUUAUACCCCCAAAAAAUACAACAAAAAGAGAGAGGGAGAGAUUUUCUUGUUUGUUUACAUAAAAAGACAAGUGCAGCCGUCAUUGCCUGCCUGUCUGUUUUCUGUUUUGUUUUGAGUGCAUCAUAUUUAAAUUAAAAUCGUAUAAUAUUUUUAACGAUAAUUACAAAAUAGAUCUCUAAAAUACUCCUAUAAUUACUUAUUGUAACUAUAACGGCCAUAGAAUAUAGAAAUUUCUGCUGCUGCUACACUUAAUAAGAGUUUGUCGUAAUAAAAAGAAAGUAUAAAGGUGCUUUUUUUUAUAAAUUUGACUCAACAAUUGUGAAUAAUUGCAUUUAAACAAUUAAUUAAACAAACAAUAAAUAAAAACAACCUAAGAAUAGCAAUUACGCAUUAAAACAAAACGAAGAAAAUUGCCCUGAAUAAAUGUCUAAUGCUGUCAUUGUAAAAGUUAAAUCUACUUAAGAAAUACUCCCUAAAACGGGAGAACAUCAUCAAGAUUAAUAAACAACGAGCACAACACAGCUGCAACUGUAAAAAUAACAAUAAUAACUUUUUAAAUUAAAUUAUUUAUUUCGUCAUGAAUUCAAGCACAAAACAUUUACUUCAUUGUACUCUAUUGCUAGUGGUCAUAGUAGCAUUUGAAAUUUUCUCUGGUGGCAUAAAAAUCGAUGAAAAUUCCUUUACAGUUUUGGACCCUUGGGCGGCAUAUGGUCAAUUAGCUACCAUACUAUUAUAUCUAUUACGUUUCCUAACGUUCCUUACACUGCCGCAAGUAUUAUUCAAUUUUUGCGGUUUAGUCUUUUACAAUGCUUUUCCCGAAAAAGUUGUUCUCAAAGGUAGUCCCCUGCUAGCGCCGUUUAUGUGCAUACGUGUUGUGACGCGAGGAGAUUUUCCCGAGUUGGUCAAGACCAAUGUACUGAGAAAUAUGAAUACUUGUCUUGAUACUGGUUUGGAGAAUUUCCUUAUAGAAGUUGUUACGGAUAAGGCGGUGAAUUUAUCACAUCAUCGUCGUAUACGUGAAAUUGUAGUGCCUAAAGAGUAUAAAACCCGAACAGGAGCGUUAUUUAAAUCACGCGCUUUACAAUAUUGUCUGGAAGAUAAUGUAAAUGUCUUAAAUGACAAUGAUUGGAUUGUACAUUUAGAUGAGGAAACUUUACUAACAGAGAAUUCAGUACGUGGUAUUAUUAAUUUUGUCUUAGAUGGUAAACAUCCAUUUGGUCAGGGUUUAAUAACAUAUGCCAAUGAGAAUGUAGUUAAUUGGCUGACGACAUUGGCCGACAGUUUCCGUGUAUCGGAUGAUAUGGGUAAAUUACGUUUACAGUUUAAAUUGUUUCACAAACCCUUGUUCAGCUGGAAAGGAAGUUAUGUUGUAACUCAGGUUGGUGCUGAACGUCAAGUAUCUUUCGAUAAUGGCAUUGAUGGUUCCGUGGCCGAAGAUUGCUUCUUUGCGAUGCGUGCUUUUUCCCAGGGCUACACUUUCAAUUUCAUCGAAGGUGAAAUGUAUGAAAAAUCACCAUUUACCCUGUUGGAUUUCUUGCAACAACGUAAACGUUGGCUUCAGGGCAUUCUCCUUGUGGUACACUCGAAAAUUAUACCCCUCAAAUACAAACUAUUGCUGGGUAUCAGUGUUUACUCUUGGGUAACCAUGCCACUGUCAACCUCAAAUAUUGUAUUUGCUGGACUGUAUCCUAUACCCUGUCCCAAUAUUGUGGAUUUUGUGUGUGCUUUCAUAGCGGCUGUUAAUAUCUACAUGUACGUGUUUGGUGUCAUCAAAUCAUUUUCACUUUACCGUUUUGGUUUAGUGAAAUUUUUAGCCUGCGUUUUGGGUGCCGUCUGUACAAUACCCGUUAAUGUGGUAAUUGAGAAUGUUGCCGUUAUAUGGGGUCUAGUGGGUAAAAAACAUAAAUUCUAUGUUGUGCAAAAAGAUGUACGAGCAUUGGAAACUGUGUAGGUUUAAAUCAACAUAAACACUUGCUAACAAACAAUACAUAAACAAGAAGCAAACAAAAACACAGCCAAAAUGUUGUUGCACAAUGAAAAGCAUAGAUUUUAAAAAUGCUUUUCCUUAUUUUUAAUGAAAAUUGUUAUUUUUUGUGAUAGGAUUUAUAUGUAACAAAUUAACAAAAGCUUGUCUUUUGUAUAAGCAAAAAUUACUUUCCCUUACAUUAUAUAAAAUUUCUUUUUUUUGUUUUUUGUAAGCUAAAGUUAUAAAAACGAUAAAAAAAUUUCUUUUUUUUAGAAAAAAAAAAACUAAAAAAUGAACCAAAAAGUGUGGCAGUUUGGAAGAUUUUCUUCUGCUUACACAUUAAACUUAAACAAAAACUCAUUGAACAAAUAAUAAUUUUUAGGCUUGGGCUAAUUAAUGAUUAUUACAAAGUUACAAUAACUUCUUAUAAGCUUACAUUUUUCAUGCUUUUUGUUCAAAAAUAGAUUUAAAUAAUCAAUAAAUAGCACUUGCCAAAUAAGAAAAACACAAA